Molecule: messenger RNA, 4830 nt
Organism: Xiphophorus couchianus (Monterrey platyfish)
Lineage: Eukaryota; Metazoa; Chordata; Actinopteri; Cyprinodontiformes; Poeciliidae
Gene: ofd1
Product: OFD1 centriole and centriolar satellite protein
Exons: 24
Coding region: 649-3870 (1073 amino acids)
Biological process (GO): epithelial cilium movement involved in determination of left/right asymmetry
Cellular component (GO): centrosome; ciliary basal body
Molecular function (GO): protein binding
Source: RefSeq, a predicted model, not a curated record
ACAAAAAUUUCUAAUGAAUCUUUAAAAGUAUGAAAACGUAGCAAUCAGCUUUAUAAGAGUCUGUUAGAAAGGUUAGCUCAACUGUAAAGAUUACAGAGCUGUUUAUGUUUAUAACUUGUAGAAAGAACCUUGUGCUGUACAAAAAGGAAACCAAUGAUUAAGACAAAUUAUGACAACAUUCUAUUACUUUCUAAAGAGUUUCUUGCUAUUCAUCUUCUAUAUGCAGAGCUUGCAGAUUAUAAUGUAUUUAAUAAACUAUUAAAUAGGAUGUUUAAUAAUGAAAAUAAGCAACAAAAAUUUUGGAACUUUCUGUUCAGUUUUCUGAAAGCGGCAGCGUUUUGAAAUACAAACUGUUAGACACUUGAACAGUUAAUGGUAUCCAAUGUGUGCUUCAUGCAAACAGACAUGAAUAUACAAAAACAACAACAAUAUGAAAUCCAAAUCACAACCAUCACAUAAUUUGUUUGUUUACAGUUUCAGGGUUUGUGCCAUGUUUUAGCACACCUAAAAGGUAGAUCAAAAAAAAAAAAAGGAAGAAAACAGUUGGAUUUUGUUUUGCAUAUUUACUUUCAAACGCAUCUCGGGAAGUUAUUGCUAAUUUAUUUCGGUAUUUCACGCCACGUCAAUCUCCGCAGCUGCAGCUGGACAAUGUUGAAUUGCCCAGAACAAACGUCACAUAUCACCACAAAAAUACACUGUUAUUACACCUCGGAUAACCAGGAGGAUGCGUUAUCCCCAGAAGAGCUGAGGAAAAGACUCUAUCAAACAUUUAAAAACAAAGGAGUGCUUGACACACUAAAAGUGCAGCUGCGGAAUCAGCUCAUCCAGGAGUUGAAGAGUCCACAUUCCAAGGGACAAAAUCCAGCUCUCAGGCCACUACCCGGGGCAUCCGAUACUCUUUUACUUUCAGCUUGCAACACUAUAGUAGCCGAUCACCUCCGUACUCUUGGGUAUGAGUACACACUUUCUAUAUUCUGCCCCGAGAGUGGUGUGUGUAAGGACGAGAUUCUCAAGAAAGAAAACCUUCUUCAGAUUCUUAAAUUUAGCCCUUCGACAGCCUUUUUCACAUCUAUGCUAAAUAAAGAAGAUGGUGAUAAAGGGCUCCUGUUCAGUCUUUUAACAAACUUGACACACCAUUCAGCACACAACCUCCGUAAUGACGUCGACACUCAGACAACCAACUUAGCAAGUUAUGGAGAGUCCCUCGUUGACAAGAUGAAAAUGAUUGAUAGACAAUACGAGAACUCCAGUUUAGGUGAAGACAAAAUGUUUCCACUCCAGUCAAAACUGGCUGCAUAUAAAAAAGAGAUUGAAGCACAGAAAGAAGCAGAAAUGAACACAAAGCUGAAACAUUUCAAAGAUGUUGAAAUUGCAAAGGUCAGAAUGGAUGAAAAAGCCAAGUUUAAUCAGGAACUUGAAAAGCUAAAGCAAGAACUGGAGAGGACUUACGAAAUGAGGGCAAAGGCACUGAUGGACCGAGAGAAAAAUGCCAUUGAGAGGUUGCAAAAACAGCAAGAGAUUGAAGAAAAAAAUGUCUACAUGCAGAGACAGUUACUGCUGAAAGAAAUCGAAACGCUGCGCAGCAGAGAAAAUGAGUUGAGGAUGAGAACGGAGGCUUUUGAAAAGUCCUGUGAAAUUCAUGCAGAGAAGAUGAGAGCUACUGAAGAGUUGUUGAGGAGGAGAGAACUGGCUGUAAAGACAAUGGAGGACACAUACGACCAGAGACUGAAGAAUGAACUUUCAAGUUAUCAGCUUGAGCUGAAGGAAGAAUUUCUUAGAAGAACAGAAAAACUCACAGAAAGUGAGAACCGAAACAAAGUGGAAACGGCUCGAAUCCAAAAGGAGUCUGAUUUGAUUGAAUCCAGACUGGAAGAACACAACAGGGCAUGCAUAGAGCUGAAAAAACUUCAGGUUGAGCUAGAAACAGCACAGCAGCAGAUAUCUCUGCUGACUCAACAGAAGGAGCUGUUAAAAGAACGACUGGAGAGUACAAGCGACUAUUCCCGCUUGAAACUGGAGAAAACGGAGCUGCUGGGACAGCUGCAGCUGCUGAAGAAACAGCUGGAAGAAGCACAAGGAGAGAACCAGCGGCUCCGUGCAGAAAUGAUCAAACCAUCUAAGGAAGAACUGGCCUUGCAGACAGAGCUUCACCGACUGCAGAACGCUCGUACGCUGGAUGAGGCAGAGUUUGAAAACCAGAAACAGGUGCUGCAAACGCAGCUUCAGUGUGAGGUGGAACGAUGUGCUCAGCUUAAAGCUCAGCUGACAGAGUGUGAGGAGAGGGCAGAGUGGAUGACUAAGCAUGUCGAGGAGAUCAAAACACAGCUUCACCAAACACAGCAAGCUCUGGAAAAUGAAGUGCUGCGUAACCCGAAGCCCUCUCUUGUUGAUCGCUCUGUUCUGGAGUUCAGCGCUGACUCGCUGGUUCCACCCGACAUCUACGUGGACAGAGCUAUGCUGAGGUCCAGGGUGAGUCACCAUGAUGUCUUUGAAGCAGGUGAGCCAUUGCGAAGACACAAGUUCCCCUGGAGUGAUUCUCCAGACUCGGACAUGGAGCUCGUGGCAGAAGCCAAAGCUCGCAUCCAGAAACUGCAGAAGGAGGCUGAAAGCUUGGAGGAAGCUUACAGAAACUACCAGCAGAGGGCAGUGCCCCCCAUUGCCUCUCAUAGGCCUCUUUCACCACAGCAAACCUAUUUUUCACAUUACCCCAGUUCCUCUUUGAGGAAGAAAGACUCUCUGCCUUCACACAACUAUUCAACCCACAGACCAAAGACUUUACUCAAACAACUCACUCCUCAAUGUAUCCAAUCCCCCGCAUUGGUAUCCCACGACACCGGAAACAUCAUGCCUCCUUCAGAAGUCUAUGACCAGCCCCAGGCCCCAUUUGUCCCCGAACAGAGUCGCCAUUCUUUGUCUGAACCUGUAUUUGUAAGAGACGGACAAAGCCAGGAUGAAAGCUCUGCUUCAGUUAAACAAUCGUCUGGGACGGCACAAUCCUGUUCCAGAAAGAGACAUCAGAAGCAGAAUGCAGAAGAGCCAGCGGUGUCUGCGAUGGCACUCUCCCAGCCGCCACUGUCUGACACACGGCUCUUCUGUGCCUCCGUCGUCACCGUCGCAAACACAGGUGACUUUUCUCCUGAGCUCAGUCCACCUCACAGCCCCCAGCUCAGGAGCACAGCACGGGACCACUCCAGUCCACCAAAAGCACAGCCUGUGUUUUCCAGCUUGGAGUCUUCCCCGCAUCCAGAGGAGAUAAACCUUGAAGAUCUAACAGGAGAUUUGCAAGAGCCCGGCCACAUUCCAGAGCUUCUCCUGGACACUGCUGUCCCUUUCUCUGAGGAGGCCCCCGAAGGGCCCGCCACCCCCCAACCCCAGGACCUCCCAGAAGACCCUGCAGACUCGCACAGCCAGCCUGACGUUCAAGAGACCUCAGGUGACUCUGUCAAAAAGGAAGAGGAAGAAGAGGAGCAGAGGUGGGAAAGAGAGCGGAAAGAGAAACAAGAACAAAGGCACAGGGAGCUAGAAGAAACUAAAGAGCUAGAGCUGCAGGAAUUGGAACGUCUGGAGAAGGAGACGGUAACGCUUUUGGAAGAGGCGGUGCAAACGGAAAAGGAAGGAGAAGAAACGGAAGAAGAAGCUGACAUUAAGAAAGGAGAAGACGAUGAGCAGAGCAGGGAAGAGCCAAAAGUAGAAAAUCCACUGGAGAAAUACAUGAAGAUGGUUCUGGAAGCAAGAGAGAAGCAGAAUGAGCAGAAGCCUGUAAGAGAGGAAGGAGGACAGAUGAGCCCAGAGGACAAGAGUUUAUUUGAGGAAAAAGAUGAAAGCAUUGCAGCAUUCUCGCUUAAGGAUGAAGAAGACGAGUUCUGGUGAGCCGCCUCAAGAGCUGAAUCGAAGUUCUGUAAAGAGUUUCAACCUCGUCACCUUUUUAACCUACAUUUUGAUAUUUUAGCUUUUUAGACCAAUUUGCACUUAUUAGAAAUGUGAAAUAUGCAACUUUUGUAAACUGCUCUAAUAAAAAAAAAACACACUUUAGAACAUGCAUAACUUUGUUUUCUUUAUUUUCAUAAAAACAGUCAUCAGGCCAGUUGAGCUGUGUUUCCAGUUAGACAUGGUGCUCAUUGAUUAGUUGAUUGAUUGAUGUCCUCCUGGUGAUUCAUAAACAUUUAAUUGUUUUUUUUGGUUAAUUCAGUAUGGAACACAAACAAUCAAAGGUCAUGUACAUUAUUAUGAUGUAGUAGUAUACCUUGCAAAAUAAUCCAUACUUCUUCAACCUUUCCACAUUUGGCCCAGUUACAACUACAAACCUUAAUUGUCUUUAAUUGAGAUUUUAUAUGACAGACCGACAAAGUAAUGGUUUGCUAUGAAAUGGAAGAAGUGGGUUGAUUAUUCUCUGCAUUAUACCAAGUCCUGUCAAUAUAUCCAUACAUAUUGACAGGACAGGCAAAGAGAGUGGUAUUCAGAAAUGAGACAGGAAGUCCAUGGUACCUGUGGAGGAGCUGCAGAGAGCCAUAGCUUAGGUGGAACAAUCUGUUGUUAGCUGUGUACUCUACAAAUCUGGCCUUUAUGUAAAAGUGGCAAAAAGAAAGUCAUUGUUAUGUGUUGGUUGUAUUCUAUAGAAAUAAAGUACCAUGAGGUUUGUGGUUUUUACAUCACAAUAUGUGGUAAAGUUUAAGGGGUAUAAAUUAUUUCGCAAGGCGUUGCAUGCGACACAUUUCUCAGCUUUGCCACUGUACAGCUAUCUAGUUACCAUGAAACAAAUACUUUAAUUUCACAGGAUACCGUUUUACACAUUGGACAGCAUUGGCUUCAACACUUUGGCUACAUUUGCUU